GUUCCUAAUGGCAGCCCGAAGCUGAGCGUGGAUAAUGAGAGUCGGCUCCCGGGUGGCCUCGGAGAUGCUGAGUAUGUAUUAGGAUAGAAGAGGCUGGAAGUCGGACCCUCCCUGGGUGAUUGGGCGGUGCCGGACGGGAGGUGUUUGUUUUAUCACCAUGGGAGCCCGGAGCGGAGCUGGAAGGUCCUCUGGCUUGGUUUUAUGAUUUCUGUAGAUAUGUCUCUGGACCUCUCCAUUACGGGACAUCGUACCUCAUUUCCUCCAAGAAAGACUAGAAGUGCGUAUAGAUUUAAAGCUUCGAAUUCCUUUGUGGAUGAGACCCUCUUUGGCAGCUUUGGGGGCAAAGUAGAUCCAGCCCUUCAGUGGACCACAGGUUCUCCAGGUCAGGUAUCACUUUCAUGGCGCCCAGAAGAGGAAAAGGAGCCUAAAGGUCAUACCAUUAGCAGGACUAGCUGCACCCCACCAGGGACACCCCGAAAGAAAACAUAUUACAGGGUAACGAGCCGCUCACCUUCAUAUUGUGAUGAGUCACUGUUUGGACCAAAGGUGGAAGAAUGUGGCUGGGAAGCACCAUGGGUAAAGAAAGAAGAUACCGUCAGGAUUCGUCCCCUACUCUGGAGCCCGCCUCCAGUAGUAUGGCCACAGAACUCCAAGCCAAAUACCAAACAAAUUCCACUCAAAGCUAUACAUCCUCAUGACAAUGAAAGCAGAUCUUUAGAGACACAGAAGAUGAAAGGAAACUUCUGGAAACCACCAGACAGUGACUCUGACUCUGGAGGAUGCCCCUCUGCGGCUGGUCCCUCACCCAGUGCAAGGGGUCGCUGUAGCUCAUCUGAAAAGAACACUGUUCGAUCUGCAAGCUGCUCAGGAAGACAAACUGCUAGGAGAGGUUCAAUCACAGAACGACCACCGUGGAAAUGAUGUUAAUCUUAUAUUUAAAGCAGAGUUUAGGAAUGGUAGAGAAAAAUAUUCCCCAAUCCUCUCAUCAAUUUUUCAAUCAAAAAAAGCGCUCUCCCGCGGGGGGGUUACCUUGCGGGCUUGCGCCUGUUUCCAGCAGGCUUCACUUCCUGGUUCCCUACUGUGCAUU
Messenger RNA from Rana temporaria (common frog), 1087 nucleotides. RefSeq names its product RBPJ interacting and tubulin associated 1 (gene RITA1). Bases 202 to 921 code for a protein of 239 amino acids. The transcript is spliced from 3 exons. Lineage: Eukaryota; Metazoa; Chordata; Amphibia; Anura; Ranidae. Gene Ontology annotation, cellular component: nucleus; cytoplasm. Gene Ontology annotation, molecular function: tubulin binding. The record is from RefSeq and is a predicted model, not a curated record. Gene Ontology annotation, biological process: nuclear export; Notch signaling pathway; negative regulation of Notch signaling pathway.